Rotaria sordida is the source of this 1530-nucleotide messenger RNA. The record is from the annotation of a GenBank genome assembly. NCBI's taxonomy places the organism in Eukaryota, Metazoa, Rotifera, Eurotatoria, Philodinida, Philodinidae.
AUGGAAGUAAUCAUUGAUCAAAUUACCUUGGAACGAAAACGUUGGCAUAAGAUUGGUGAUCCACUUGUCUUUAGUAUCUUCAAUAUCCGAGAUCAUAUAGAGAAAUCAUCGAGCAAUAUCAAUGGCACUUUCCUUCAUUCCCAACUUCUAAUUGAUCUUCUUCUUCGCCUAAAAUCAACUGAAGUCAAUCGAAAAGAAUUUAUCAAUUUGUGUAAGAAGGAAUAUGCUUAUAAUCAAAGUAUACGCCGUACGAUAGAUGACUUUGAACAAAAUUAUGAUGACGAAUUUGCUGUGUGGUGGUAUACACGAGAUACGUUUAUCUACAGACAAUUAAACAAAGCUCUUCGUAUAGAAAAUAUUGAUUGGCUCUUUCAUUUUCGUUUCUUCAUUCGUGCUAUCUAUAAUCUUCUCAAUGAAUUACAACAAGAACAACAAAACUCAUCAUCAAUCGAACAUGUCUAUCGGGGUCAACUGAUGUCAUCCAAUGAGAUCGUUCAACUGAAGAAUUCCAUUGGUGGAUUAAUCUCAUUUAAUUCGUUUCUUUCGACUAGCCGUGAUCGUAACCAUACAUUAUUUCUACUUGGUGAUCGUCCAGCAGUCUCUGGUGACUUACAUCCCAUUUUAUUCGAAAUUGAAGCCAACUAUCGACUGGUUAAUGUCAAUAAACCAUUUGCUGAUAUUACUUCAAUGAGUGCUUUUGCAGAUGGAGAACAAGAAACUCUCUUUAUGAUUGGAAGUGUAUUUCGUCUCGAACGUACUUUUAUGGAGGAUAAUGUUACAGUAUUUACGAUGAAUUUAUGUUCAGAAGAUGAUCAGGAUCUGAGAUUACUCUUCGAACAUAUGAAGAAUGAGAUUGGAAUUGGAAUAGAUGAUACUCUCUUAACACUUGGAACACUAUUGUGGAAAUCCGGACGAUUCGAACAGGCUGAACAAUUCUAUCGCCGCAUGCUCAACGAAUUAGCAUCGGAUGAUCAACUAGUACAAAAUUGUUAUCAAGGAUUAGGUUUCGUCGCUACAGCACAAGGUGAUUACGACACUAGUCUCAUGUGGCAGACGAAAAUUCUCGAAGAUUUCCAACACAAAUUACCAUCAAAUGAUUAUCGCAUUGGCUGUACAUGGAACACUAUUGGUAAUACUCAUUGGCGAGCUAAACGUUAUGACCUCGCACUCCACGCAUACAACACAGCAGUGCUAAUCUUUGGGCCACAUCAUGAUCGAGAUACGAUUGCAUGUUUAAACAAUAUGGGAAAUGUAUACGAAGAAACAGGUCAAUAUGAAAAAGCGCUUGAAUACCAUCUGAAAUCCAUUGAAAUUCGAGAAGGAAUUCUUCCUCCCAAUCAUCCUGAACUAGGUACAUCACAUCAUAAUAUCGCUAACGUAUAUCAUCGACUACACAAAUUCAAUAGUGCUCGUUCUCAUAUUAAACGAACUCUUCAUAUUUUCCAGAAGUCACUUCGAGCAAAUGAUCCGAGUAUCGCUGCUACCUAUCAAACAAUGGAUGCUCUUGAGUUUGAUGUCGGUGCUUAUUGA